AUGACGAGCUCCCCGAGCACGCCAUCGCGCGAUGACGCGCACGCGGGCGCACGCGCACACGACGUCGUCACACCCCAUCGUGGCUCGCGCGCGUUCGAAUCGAGCGACAGCGAAGCGGAAUCUUUGGAUGACGAAACGCUUAGGCAAUUCACCGAUGUUUCAAUGUUCCACCAAAACACGGGCACGACGGACGAUCCCGACGGAACGUCGGACAGCGUCGGGGACUCCUUGAGCGCGAUCGAUCGGGAAAACGCGUUGUUCGACGUCGUGGUACGAAUGCGCACCGGGUUGAGCGACGGGAAGCAUCGAAGGAGGUUCACAAAGCAUAAGAAUUGUUUCACGGGACGGCAGGCGGUGCAGUGGAUGGUGUCGUCGCGCACGGUGAGGGACGCAGAGGAGGCGGUGAAACUGGGGAACGAUCUCAUGGCGGCAAAGCUUAUAGUGGGGGUGACGAAGAGCGGGCGGGCGAAGUUUGAGAAGCGUUCGCACUUGUACGCCUAUCACUUGGGGGUGGCGCCGGGAAUAUCCGCGGCAAAGUAUUACGUUUCGACCGAGAUGAUGUCGGUGGAGGCGAAGCUUAAAAUGGUGAAGAGAGUAGUCGAUGGACAUACCUCGAUCGUCGAGGCGCUUUCAAGAGAGCACGCGGGGACGAUGGAGAACGUCGAGCGGUUGAUUGCGACGCUCAAGCUCGAGUUGAGCGUCCUGCGCGCAGCAGUCAUCGCGCUCGUCGUGUACUCGCUCAUGCCGUUGUUCCACAGGGACGCAGCGGCGAUUGCGUCGGUAGCGGGCGUGGGGAUGGAGUAUCUCAGCACGCUGAUCGUCGUGAUCGCGGGUGUCGCCGUGGUUGCUUCCAGUCUCUUGAGCAUCAGUCACUUUGAUCUGUCAAUACGAACUAUGUUUGAGGCGAAAGAAGGAGCGAAGGAACUCGGAGAUGAUUUCGAUGAAAAGCCGCAAGCUAGGAAAAGGAUUUCGCUGAAGGAAUUGCCCGAUAACUAUACAGCUCAGCGCACCCCGUCGACAUUCUUGCAAGCUUCUGCACAGACACUUCAGCGUACGGCGUCCAGGCUGAUGCACUUGCAGUCGAAGAAGAAAUUGCGCCCAGAGGAAAGGGCGGGACCACCGCCUUCGAUCCCGCCCGAGUUAUGGGUAGACGCGCCGUGCGCGCUGCGUUUCUCCCCAGAGGAUGCACACAAGAUCGUUCAAGAGGACCAACUUCCCGACAACAUGGUGAGGGCGCAGGUACCGUUUGAGAUUGACUCAGAGAUUUUCAAGGGACGAAUGAUCGUUUUCAUUAAGGGCCUGGAUAACACUCCGAAGCACAUUUUCGCUGGAAAAGCGCGUACGAUUCAACUCGCGAUUCAAGGGAAAUUCAAACGCGAAGUUGCGAUGGAUGAGUGCGUCAUCGGUCAGGCGCUUACGAAACCACUGAUAAAUCUCCCAUCAAGAUGGCUGCUUGCGCUGUGCGUUCGUGUCGUCAGAGGCUACGGUGAGAACUGGGGCAUCGAUUUGUCUAUGCCGACGGACGAUAAUCCGUACAUGCUUGCUCCCAUGGCGCUCGCGGCGCAAGCAAUGAGUUGCGAAUACGAGGGCGAUGUGCAAGACAUAGAAGGGGCCAUAAUCGAAAACGUCGACACGAGGGCCGACAUUUUCGCCCCUGGCACUACGCCGCGCCAGCGCCAGAAGACGUUGAAGGGUCUCCUGCGAAAGGCCAGGAAAGGUGAGGGUGAGAUGCCCAAGUUUGACACGGAACGCGUGUGGACUUUCGGCUUCUGGCAGUCUCAAAUCAACUUCUUGACGUACAGAAUAGAUUUAGGCGUCGGCGUCUUCAAUCUGCUGAAAGUGAUGAAUGGGCAGCCGUUGUGCUUUUGUUCCUCUCUGCGAAGUGGCGAGAUUUUGUUCAGGCUAGAAGUCUGGCAUCGCGAACUCCUUGAAGCUGCACGGGUUGCGCAUGAGAAAGAAAGGAACAGGCGUUCGAGAACUUCACUCGAGAAGUCGCUCGAUUCGUUUGCUUUCUCACAGAGCGCUGAACGAGAGGCUGGUGCAUAA
Molecule: messenger RNA, 2046 nt
Organism: Ostreococcus tauri
Lineage: Eukaryota; Viridiplantae; Chlorophyta; Mamiellophyceae; Mamiellales; Bathycoccaceae
Product: Winged helix-turn-helix DNA-binding domain
Exons: 1
Coding region: 1-2046 (681 amino acids)
Biological process (GO): intracellular signal transduction
Source: RefSeq, a predicted model, not a curated record